CUAGCUGCCGGGAGAGAGAGAUCACAGCUGGGGCAAGAGAAUCUGAUAAUGGCGCUGUCUUCCUGAAUUGCUACUCCGCUAAGUCGGAGAGAGUGAAAACGGAGACACUGGAACCCAUGAAAGCUCAACUAUUGAUUCAGAUCUUCUCAUGCUUCGUAUUAGCCUCUGUUUGUUUUCUACAAACAACGCUCGCCGAUGGCGUAACCCCUGAGGAAGCGAAAGAACUUCGAGAUGAGGUUCGUGGGAUGUUUUAUCAUGCUUUUAAUGGAUAUAUGGAGCAUGCUUUUCCACUUGAUGAAUUAAGACCUCUUUCAUGUGGGGGAGAAGAUUCCCUUGGUGGUUAUGCCUUAACUUUGAUUGACUCGUUAGACAUGUUGGCUUUACUUGGUGACCAUGAACGCUUCACAAGUUCCAUUGAAUGGAUUGGUAAAAAUCUUCGGUUUGAUAUAAAUAAAACAGUUUCUGUUUUUGAAACCACUAUUCGGGUGCUUGGAGGCUUACUUUCUGCUCAUCUAAUUGCCAGUGAUUAUGCUACGGGUAUGAGAGUUCCAUCAUAUGACAAUCAGUUACUGAACUUGGCUGAAGAUCUUGGCAGGAGGUUGUUACCUGCAUUUGACACUCCCACAGGAAUUCCAUUUGGUUCAGUAAAUUUGUUACAUGGAGUUGAUAAACAUGAAAGCAAGAUAACUUCAACAGCUGGAGGUGGGACAUUGACUCUUGAAUUUGGAGUUCUGAGCCGUUUGACAAAUGAUCCCAUUUUUGAACAAGUGACUAAGAAUGCAGUGCGCGGACUUUGGGCCCAACGUUCAAGGCUUAAUCUAGUUGGUGCUCAUAUUAAUGUUUUUACUGGUGAAUGGACCCAGAAGGAUGCUGGGAUAGGAACUAGUAUUGAUUCUUUCUAUGAGUACCUGUUAAAGGCUUAUUUAUUAUUUGGAGAUGAGGAGUACUUGUAUAUAUUUCAAGAAGCUUAUGCUGCUGCCAUGCAUUAUCUUUACAAUGACCCUUGGUAUGUAGAAGUGAACAUGGAUUCUGCUGCUAUUGUCUGGCCAUUAUUUAAUAGUUUGCAGGCAUUCUGGCCUGGUCUCCAGGUUUUAGCUGGAGACAUUGAUCCUGCAAUUCGUACCCAUGCUGCCUUCUUUAGUGUAUGGAGAAGAUAUGGUUUUACACCAGAGGGUUUUAAUCUUGCUACCCUCAGUGUUCAGCAUGGGCAGAAAAGCUACCCUCUGCGGCCAGAAUUAAUAGAGAGCACAUAUUGGUUGUACAAAGCUACCAGAGAUCCUAGAUAUCUUGAUGUUGGACGGGACAUAGUUGCUAGUUUACAGUAUGGUGCCCGAUGCACUUGUGGAUAUUGUCACAUUUCAGAUGUUGAAUCUCACAAUCAGGAAGAUCACAUGGAGAGCUUCUUCCUCGCUGAGACGGUCAAGUAUCUGUGGCUUCUAUUUGAUUUGGCUGUGGGUCCUGAUAACAUUGUGGAAAACGGGCCAUACAAGUACAUCUUCAGCACUGAAGGCCAUUUACUGCCAGCUACUCCUCAAAUCUCUCUUGUAAAGGAACAUUGUCUGUAUUAUGGGUCUUAUUGUAGAAUGAAUGAUGUAAGACAAGGAUCUUUUAGCUCAGAGGUUGAAAAUGAUCUACAAGAAUCCAAUGACAGUAAAAUCCAUGGAAGCGAGACUCAUGCUGAGCAUAUGUCAGAUUAUAAUACUUUUGAAUCAACUUCUAUUUCAGGUUUGAUCAAGGGUUUUUGCCCAGGAUUAACCCAUGGUCAGAAGUUUGGUAUAUCAUAUGUGCAUCCACCUGAUCAGCCUCGUGAUUAUGAGACUGUCCAACAGAAAGAACCAGCAGUUGUACAAAGCCAGGCAGUUUUGGUUAUCCCAAGCCAAAGUGCCGACCAUUUGCCACCCGACCAUAAUAGUUACAAAGAUGAUAAUCAGACUCAUGAAUCAGAUGUAUCUAAUGAACAGAAUGAUAAUCAGACUCAUGAAUCAGAUAUAUCUACCUGAAGUGUGAAGAGGUGGACUUAUGGUGCUGGUAGAACUCAACAUGAUAGACCUCAUGCGGCGUGAAAGAUCAUAUGAUCUGUGAGCGAAAGCAAGAGGAUCGUCAUGGCUGAUGAAGAAUAUUUGUGGCUUUGGGAUUACCUGAAACAUAUCUCUCAUUUUCAUUAGUUUGUUCAUAAGCCAAAAGUAUAGUUUUCAUCAUUCUGGCAAUUUUUGAUACUGUGGGCAUGAAGCUACCGGCCUGAACUAUGGGUGAAGGGUCUGUUAGAUGCGCCUUCUCAGACUGCUGCCAGAGGCUUGAGACAUAAUUUUUGCCUUAUGAGGCUCUGGGCUCGUCUAACAGAAUGUAAUUUUAAAAUUUUCUUCUGUUGUGUCAUCAUUUCCAAUACAUUUCUGUAACCUGUUGUAGAAAUCUCAUUUGUCUACAGAUUAUAGGCAACAGUUACGUCUGAAUGUAGACCACAGUUUCAAGUGCUAGAGUAAGGAGCCACUCUCUCAUUUGCCCAUUUUGUUAACUUGUAUAAGUCCAAGACAUGGAAAAUGUAGUUGUCCCUCAUUAAUUGUGGCUACCCUUGGCUUGCCCCCUUCAAAAAUUUGUUGAGUUUGACCCAACUGCUCGGUUUGAGAGAGACUUGGUUUCUUUUAUAUUGGAAGUUAGAAACUUUUGUGGCUGAA
Molecule: messenger RNA, 2672 nt
Organism: Neltuma alba
Lineage: Eukaryota; Viridiplantae; Streptophyta; Magnoliopsida; Fabales; Fabaceae
Product: alpha-mannosidase I MNS4-like
Exons: 17
Coding region: 117-2000 (627 amino acids)
Biological process (GO): endoplasmic reticulum mannose trimming; mannose trimming involved in glycoprotein ERAD pathway; carbohydrate metabolic process
Cellular component (GO): endoplasmic reticulum; membrane
Molecular function (GO): calcium ion binding; mannosyl-oligosaccharide 1,2-alpha-mannosidase activity
Source: RefSeq, a predicted model, not a curated record